CACACACACACACCACAGCUCCGUUCCUCCGUUCGUAACCGGGCAGGAGGAGGCGAGCGCGAUCAGACCUCCAGGUGUGUGUAGAUGUAUGUGUGUGUUCCAGUCACACCUGGAUGCAUCAUGUGAUCAGAUACCUGGGCGUGGAGCUAGCUUUCAGUGUGUUAUUUAGUAACGGGAAUCCCGGAACCGCAGAUCUCUGUCUCUCCGCGCGUGAGUGACAUGUGAACUUUCCGUGCACCGGGAAUCUAUUCCUCUCAGUCUGAAGGGAAUCCGUGGUCUGGACGCUGCAAAUACUGCCAAGGUUUUCCCACUCAUCAGCUUCUGGGGCAGCAGACUGUAAGAUAUUUUGAGACCAAACGAUAGGACAACAUAAGAGAACGGGACCAGAAGACAACACAAGCUGGACUCGAAUUCACCACGCCACUUCUCCACCUGAGCUCUACAUUAAUGCGCCAAGUUGCUUCAACCCUUUACAACACCGCAAACAGCCUGCAGAGUCGUGGAGGUUGAACAGACAGACACCUCACUCUUAUGUCAAGCAUCAAUUAAAGCAAUUUUCGCCUUGGAACAAUGGCCACCUGGUUACCAGCGGUCCUACUGGUGCUACAAGUAACCACUGCAUCCUCUGAAGAGCCCAUACUGGAGUUUUCCACAGACACGCCCAUCAAUAACGUGGCACAGGACCCACAGACUGGCCGUGUUUACCUGGGUGCUGUCAAUGCCAUUUAUCAGUUGAACUCUUCAUUGUAUCUUGAGGCCAGAGCUGAAACGGGGCCCAAGAAAGAUGCGAGGGGUUGCACCCCUCCGGUGUCUACUUGUCAGGACCUGAAAGACACCAACAACACCAAUAAACUCUUGCUGGUUCAUUCGGAUAACGGGUCGCUGAUUGUCUGUGGGAGCUUAUACCGAGGAAUCUGCUCUCUGCUGAACCUCACCAACGUCAAAGAGCAGAUAUACUACAGCGACAGCAAAGGGGAGCGGACCUACGCCACCAGUACCGAAGAGCAUGUUUCUGUGGUAGGAGUCAUGGCCACGCUUGAAAUCGACGAUAAACCGUUCAGCGUCUUUUUAGUCGGGAAGGGCUAUGGAAGCAUGGACAGCUCCAAACUCAUCAGCACCAGAAUCGUGCAGAACUACCGCGACUGGGUUGUGUUCGAGAGCAUCAUCGAGGCAUCUACGGUCCAGGCAGUUCCCUUCGUUCCCAAGUAUCUUCACGACUUCCGUUUUGCCUUUAAAAACGACAACUUUGUCUACUUUCUAUUUUCACGCACUCUCGGCGGGACGGACAACAAAAACUUUACUUUCGUUUCGCGUCUCUGCGAGAAUGACAAUCACUAUUAUUCGUACACGGAGCUUCAGCUUAGUUGUGGUGUGAAGAAUCGUUACAAUAAAGUCCAGGCUGCAUAUUUGACAGACCCAGGAAAGCUGGCCCAGGCCAUGUCCGAAUCUGGAGAGUACGGGAAUGUCCGGGAGUGGGACAAAGUCUUGUUUGUGGUGGCUAGCUCAGAGGAAGGGGCCACCGAAUCAGCUCUGUGUAUGUAUCCCCUUAAAAACAUCAACCAGAAACUCUUGGCCAUCGUUACCGCAUGCUACACAAACAAUGGCAAGAUUGAUGACAGAUUAGUUGUGGAGAGUCCCUACACGUCCAGUAAAGAUGAUCCAUGUGUCAAACAUGAUAAAGACAUUGUAAACCAGUACAAGUGCGGAGCCGAUUUUCUCCCGUCUCCAUUGGCCAGUCGACAGGAGUUUGCCUUGAAGGCCAAUCCCCUCUUCGUCAGGCAGAACCUGCUGACCGCAGUGGCCGUGGCUGUCGAGAAUGAUCACACCAUUGCUUUUCUUGGACACAAUGCCGGAGAGGUGAUCAAGGUACAUUUGUCAAACCAGCCAGAGGCGUACAACCCCGGUCCGGGCUACAAAACCAGCGGCUACAUAAAUAAGAACCUUUUCUUUGACAAAACCCAGGCGCACUUGUACAUCACCACUGAGAAAAAGAUCACAAAGGUGCCCGUACAGGCCUGCCAUCUGAAGUCAGACUGCCGGUCGUGUGUCGCUCAGAGAGAUCCGUACUGUGGCUGGUGUGUCCUGGAGGGAAGAUGCACCAGGAGAUCGGAGUGCAGUCGCGCAGAGGAAAAGAACGGUUGGCUGUGGAGUCCGAACCAACAGUGUGUGAAAAUCGUCUCUUUCCACCCGCCAAAUCUCAGCUGCUUGAAGUCCCAGCAGGUUGAGAUAAACGUCCGAGCGCUGCCGAUCCUCAGAGAUUCAGACCGUAUCCACUGCGCCUUCGGCUCUUAUCAGAGCACUGCCAGGAUGGUGGACGGCCGAAUCAGUUGCCGCUUACCUGAACAGCAUCUUAUACCGCCGACACCUGCGCACCAAGAUUUCGUGGCGGUUCCGGUGCACAUCUUUGUGAACGGUAGCGUGGAGGUGGCGUCCAGCGAGUACAAGUUCUACAACUGCGCAGCGACAGUCCGGAAAGCAGAGAAUACGCCAUGCACUUCCUGUGUAAGCAGCGCUUGGGGAUGUCAGUGGAACAUUGCGGCGCACACCUGCACGGAUCUGAGCGACGCAGAAACCGGCGCCAAUAUAAUCAAACACAGACAGAACAAGAGCUGUCCGCGGUUCGAGAAUCCAGAUCCCGUCCUUAUCCCGGUCGGAUACAAAACCCGGAUCAGUUUUGAGGGCAUCAAUCUGGACCCGUACAAGGGCCGUGAUUUCACCAUCGGAACAGAGCUGAUGAAGCUUGAGGAAGAUGUCAAGAUGGAGCCGGGACCCUUCUACUCUUUCAGCGGUUAUGUGUUUUCCUUUGAUAAAGCUCAUGAGACCAGCGUUCUGUUCCACGUAAGAGACAGAUUCACGGGAAAGAAGAUCGACAGCAGUCUUAGCGUCACUCUGUAUAACUGCUCUCUGGGACGUGAAGACUGCAGCCUGUGUAAGAACGCCGACCUCAAAUACCAGUGUGUGUGGUGCACACAGACCAGCUCGUGUGUGUAUGAGCAGCUCUGUGCCUCCAGAGAGCCGGAGGAGUGUCCCGACCCCCAGAUCACUGACAUCACGCCGAGAUUCGGUCCACUGAAAGGAGGAAUAGCUGUCACUAUUAAGGGCACGAACCUGGGCAUUCAGAAGGACGACAUUAAGAACAUCACAGUGGCUGGAGUGCCGUGCAAACACCUGCAGGAACGAUACUCCGUCUCCACCAGUGUGGUGUGUGAAAUCGGCUCGGCAAAACUCUACAAAACCGGAGAGGUGGAAAUCGAGGUGGGCAGAGGAAAGAAAGGCAUAUCCACAAAAACGGUCCGCUUCACGUACAGGGACCCUGUAGCACAGAGUGUGUCUCCUGAACGAGGUCCUAAAGUAGGAGGAACCAUCCUCACUAUCAUUGGCAUGAACCUGAACACCGCUUCAAAAGAAGACCUUCAAAUCAUGGUGGGCGAUGUGCCCUGCCGAGUUGAGAGCUUUGGAGAGCGGAUCACCUGUAAACUGUCUGAGUAUCUGGGCGAUACGGUUCCGUCGCCUCACCUCACCGUCAGAGUUCAAUACGGCAAACACACCACAACCACCAUCAGGACGGCCUUUCAGUUCUCCAACAACCCUUCUGUGUCCGACCACCAACCCAGAAGCAGCUUCAUCUGCGGUGGCAGAACAAUCAUGGUGGUUGGUUCUGGAUUUGACCUGGUCCAGAAGGCUUCUAUCAGGGUGGUGGCGUCGGCUGGAGAAUGGUCCAGACAGACCGUCCCAGAAGAGUUUGUAGAGCUGUCCACAUUCAAAAACGACACCUUGAUCAAGUUUGUGUCACCUGCGGUCAACGAGUCUCAGUUCUUCAGGAUGUAUGUGCAGCUCGAUAACCUCCAGACCGAGCUGACACCGUUUGAGUAUCACCCCGACCCCACGUUCGAUCACCUCAGCAAGACCGUUAUCACUGAGAACAGCAUGAUCAUCGUGACUGGUCGUGGUUUUUCUAAAGCGAUGACGGCGAAAGAAGCGCAGGCGUUUGUGGGAGACGCCCAGUGUAACGUAAACACGUUACAGGAUGAUAAAUUAUUCCUGGACCCGCCGUCGACUGUACCCAGUGCUCGAUCCAAGAGACAGAGGAGAGACACCGGCUCCGACCCACUGGACCUGGUGAUUAAGUUUGGCAAUGGCGAGUGGUUGGUCGGCUCAGUUCGGUACGAGAGGAAGUACAAUCUCCCGCUGCCCAUCAUCAUCCCUGCGGUGCUUGUUCCCAUGCUGCUGAUUAUCGCCAUCUCCGUCGUCUGCUACAGGAGGAAGAGCCAGCAGGCAGAGCGAGAGUACGAGAAAGUGAAGCAUCAGCUGGAGAAUCUGGAAGAGAGUGUUCGUGACCGCUGCAAAAAAGAGUUCACAGAUCUGAUGAUCGAAAUGGAGGACCACACUAACGACAUCAGCGAGGGCCGGAUCCCGUUCCUGGACUACAAGACCUACACAGACCGCGUCUUCUUCCUGCCCUCGAAGGAUGGCGCCAACGAUGUCAUGAUCACCGGCAAACUGGAUAUCCCAGAAUCCCGCAGGGCUACGGUCACCCAAGCGCUGAACCAGUUCUCCAACCUGCUCAACAGCAAAACUUUCCUCAUCAAUUUUAUCAGAACGCUGGAGGGCCGUCCGGAUUUUAACGCCAGGGCCAAAGUGUAUUUCGCAUCUCUGCUGACCGUAGCGCUUCACGGUAAACUGGAGUAUUACACAGACAUCAUGAGGACGCUUCUGCUGGGGCUCAUGGAGGAUUACGUUCACAGCAAGAACCCAAAACUGCUGCUCCGCAGGUCUGAAACGGUGGUGGAAAGGAUGCUGAGUAACUGGAUGUCCAUCUGUCUCUAUCAGUACCUGAAGGACAGCGCCGGAGAGCCGCUCUACAAACUCUUCAGGGCCAUAAAGCACCAGAUAGAAAAGGGGCCGGUGGACGCACAGGUCAAGAAAGCCAAAUACACGCUGAACGACACCGGCCUUCUGGGAGAUGACGUGGAGUACGUUGUGCUGACGCUGCAGGUGCUGGUUCAGGGCGAGGGGCCGGACAUCACCCCCGUGAAGGUGCUGAACUGUGACACCGUCUCUCAGGUGAAGGAGAAGAUCAUCGAGCAGGUGUACAAAAACCUGCCGCACUCUCAGAGACCCAAAGUAGACAGCGUCACCCUCGAAUGGCGGCCCGGCUCCACGGGACAGAUCCUGUCCGAUCUAGACGUGACGUCACAGAAGGAGGGCAGGUGGAGACGCAUCAAUACGUUGGCGCAUUACAACGUACGUGAUAAUGCAACGGUGGUGCUUUCCAGAGUCCAGCACACACAACAGUCGUACGACCAAAAUCACGAUAACCACGAAGAGAGAAACGCCCUGCUGGAGGAUGAUAAAGUUUUUCACCUGGUGCGACCGGCCGAUGAGCUGGAUGAGAUGAAAUCUAAGAGAGGCAGUAUAAAGGACAAAUCCAUGACCAAAGCCAUCACUGAGAUUUAUCUCACCCGACUGCUCUCCGUCAAGGGAACGCUGCAGCAGUUCGUGGAUGAUUUCUUUCGCAGUGUGCUCUGUUCUGGUGCCACCGUCCCGCCGGCAGUUAAAUACUUUUUCGACUUCCUGGAUGAGCAAGCCCUCAGACAUGAGAACGUAGACGAGGAAACCAUCCACAUCUGGAAGACCAACAGUUUGCCGUUGCGUUUCUGGGUGAACAUACUGAAGAACCCUCACUUCAUUUUUGACGUGCAUGUGAGCGAGGUCGUGGACGCUUCUCUGUCCGUCAUCGCUCAGACCUUCAUGGAUGCCUGCACAAAAACAGAGCACAAACUUAGUCGGGAUUCUCCCAGCAACAAAUUACUCUAUGCAAAGGAGAUCUCCACCUACAAAAGGAUGGUAGACGAGUACUAUAAAGGAAUCCGGCAGAUGGUGUCAGUCAGUGACCAGGAAAUGAACACACAUCUGGCUGAAGUGUCACGGGCACACACAGAUAAACUGAACACACAAGUGGCUCUUCAUCAGCUCUACCGGUACGCCAGCAAAUACUACGAUGGGAUCAUCAUGUCUCUGGAUGAAGAUCCUGCUGCUCAGAGUAAACAGUUAACGCUGAGACUGCAGCAGAUCGCCGCAGCGCUGGAGAACAAAGUGACCGACCUCUAACCCUGUCAAAGAAAACGAUGAAUGAACGCUCUCAGUCUGUAUUUAGCUCGUCAUCACUAUAAUCAGAUGUUCAAUUUCUUCCUGUGUAGAGACAAAGGUUUUAAGAAUCGUAUUCUAUAUUUUUUUUAAUGUGCAGUCUUUAUGCAGAAAGCUUUAUAAGAGGAAAAUAACUUUUUAAAUAGAUGGCCUUGUGUCAGUUGUUUUUAAAGCUUCUGUUUGUUUGUUUGUGUGUGAGUGUGUGUGUGUGUGUGUGUGUGUGUAUAAAAGGAUGCCUAUAUUUUGACCAAAAGGGAGCUGCCCAUGUCCCUGCAGUGUGUGUGAGCAGGGGGUGUGCCUACGGUGAGGUCACAUCUGGUCUCGUCCAAUCAAAAGCAGCUGAAGGUGACAGCAGGAAUUGCGUGGGAUGUGUUCGUAACAGCAUACUAGCAUACUACCCAUAUGUACUGUAUGUGUAGGGUGUGCAAAUGUCCUUUAUCUGUAACAUUUGCCAAAACAUGCACAUUUACCGUUGUUGUUCGGUGAGUUUUCACUGACAAAUCCAUGCUGAAAUUUCACAAAUGGGACCACACCUUAACAUAAGAGUACACUGCACUAGGUACUAUAUCCCACAAUGCAAUGCACUCAUCUUGACCUUCGAUUUCUUGUGUGAUCUAAUAUCAUCUAUCAUUAUUAACAUCUCCUUUUUAACUCAUUAUUCGAGUCAAAAGUUGAGACAUUUCUACACAAAAUAGCGUGUAGUGCAGUAUGCUAGUAUGUUAUUCCAAACGUAUCCGUUUAGAUGAUCAAAUGGCCGUCCGUUUCAUAACCACCCUUUUCAUUUCAGUCUUAUGGACUCACUAGUAGAUCCACAGAAAAUCAAUACAGGCAAUAAUAAAUAAAAACUAAGUUGUCAUUAGGCAUUUCUUUUUUUAAAGCACGAUGGUACCUGUGAAAAGUCUUUAUUUCAGAAAAUAGUUUUAUUGUGAAAGCUUCGCUACUGACUGAAUUUAUUACAUGAAGCACAAAUUGUUGAUGUACAGGACAGAUUUUUGGCCGUGAUAUAAACGUGUUUGAGUCCUGAAACAGGCUCUAGGCAAGAUUGUAAAUGCUUUAGCUACACAAACUCGAUUUCAGCUUGCAUAGACUGUGUUUCUGGCCUGAGAUGGUUGAGCAGAGCUGAGAGGACUGACUGAAAACUUCUCAUCGGACUCUUUGCGGCUCUGUUGGAAAGGGUUUGGAUGUGUGAUCUGGAUCGUUAAUGGCUUUAUUUUGGCAGGGAGGAUAAUGACACACUAAUUUGUUUAUUCGCCACUAAACAAGAUGGUACUAUAGCACUCAGCCAAAAUUCUGCUCCUAGAGACGCUUUUAUCUUUGGAAAAAAACUUUUUUACAGCUCUGUGACAUUUGCAAUUGAUUGAGUGUCUUAAAGACGUCAAGAAAAGGCUUGGAGCUUUUUGUUUUGUGUUACUGGCUGGAAAAAAUCUAAUUGCUAAUGCUAGUCGGAGCAGGUGUGUAUAUUUUAGAGGAAAGGGACAGUCUCAUUCUACAGCACAUUGUGGACAAUGGGACAUUUCAUGCAUAUACACUACCGUUCUCCAGUUUGAGCUCGUUAAGGCUCACCAAAACUCACAGAAAUAUUGUGAUAUAAUAUUCCAAUUUAAUGUAAUGGUUUUCUAUUCGAAUAUAUUUUCAAAUGCAAUUUAUUCCUGGGAUGCAAAGCUGAAUUUUCAGCAUCAUUACUCCAGUCUUCAGUGUCACAUGAUCCUUCAGAAAUCAUUCUAAUAUGCCGAUUUGGUGCUCAAGAAACAUUUCUUAGUAUUAUCAAUGUUCAAAACAGUUGUGAUAUUUUUUGAUGAAUUUAAAGUUCACAACAACAGCAUUUAAUUGAAACAUAUUUUUAUAAAUGUCUUUACUGUCACUUUUGAUCAAUUCAAUGCAUCCGUGCUGAAUAAAUGUAUUAAUUUCCUUUUUUUUAAAUCUUAGCCUACUUGAACUUUUGAACGGUAGUGCAUAUGUUUAAACCAAGCAAUAAGGUACUAGAAUAUCAAGUUGAAAAGGUUUUGUUAGGCGUUACAAAGUUAAACUGUUCUAUGUAAAAAUAUUACAUACUUUUCAUGAGCCUCCUGCCAGAAAAUGUAGUCCCUGACAUGUAAACGAAUUUAUUUUGUCAGCAUUUAAGAGUACAUUAGCUUUCAUUCAUCAGCCUCGAAGCUAACAGACAUGAAGUAAAAACCACAAAACUCCCAAUUGUACUUUCACAGGGUGUUUAAAGAGGUUUUCUGUGAACGUGGCCCACUGAACUCAAGGUUUUAGCGAUUCAGGGAGUUCUCUGUGGAAGUGGCCUGAUCUCGCUGGCCGUUACUGAUCUGAGAGCAGCAGUAUCACGGCAGCAGAUGGCCUGCGAUGUCAGACAUUGAGAUCCCUCCGUUUCUGUCGGGGAGUUGGGCAGAGCUGCUUGGCGUGAAGCGCUUUGGCACGGGCCAGCCUUCCCUCUCUCUUCCCGUCUGCUUUAAUACAACCAGCGGGAGCUGCGUUUGAUCGUAACUGCAUGCGUGAUUCUGACUCCAUGCUUUCGAAUCUACCCUCGCCAAUUACUCUUUGAUUUUAAAGGGAUAGUUCACUUAAAAAAUAAAUCAUUGUAAUCAUCACGUUUACUCACCCUCAUGUUGUUCCAAAUAUCGUACACAAAAGAAUAGGGUUGGGUUGAAAAUAAUGAUUCCUCAGUUUUGAUCGAUACUUAUUUUAAAUGAGAAUCUUCUUAAAUGCCAAGAAUCCAUCUUGAUGCUCGAACAAAACUUCACUAAACCUUAUUUGAUUGUUUGUAGCAUGCCUCCUAUCCAAUAAAUCGCAAUAAGCGUUGUUACUUUUGAUAUGAGACUACGUCUUAGCUUUCAAAUUCUCGCUAUUUUAUUAUGAAAUUCAAUAAAUAGAUUGCUGUGGCGCCUCAGUUCAAACUGCAGCGCGGAAAGCAAAUCACCUUCCUCGUUACUAAAAAAUUAGGAUGAAAUAAACAUGAACGAACAUAAGAAGGAAUGUUGAAAGAUACAGUACAACUUGCCAAAAUGUGUUGUGUCUCAUGUAAUUGCAAUCGAAUUCCAACCACAGGAAGACGCCAAUAAACAGAGUAACAAUGUCACGUAACGUACAUUUAUCUCAGGAAAGCCAUUCAGUGUCUAUAAACUCAACCGGUAGGUAGAAAAAAUAAGGAAUAUUUUGUUAAAUAUAUGUGCUAUAUUAAAUAUUUAUUGUAUUUUUAUUUCACCUGUACCUCAUUAUUUAAUGUACGUUUGAAAAAAUCCAUCAUGAAAAUAAGCUUUUAUGACAGCCACCAUUUAGGCCUAAAUGUUUCAAAAACGUAACAGAAGCAUAAUUAUGUAAUUACCAUAAAAACUGCCUGAUGUGCAGUUUAAAUGUUUGUAUACAAAACUGUUUAAACCUUUAAUAUUAUAGUGAUGAACCAACUGACAGCAUUAGUAGAUUUUUUUUUUCUUCAAAAGUGAAUCAAAAUCAAAUCUAGAUCCGAACUGAAUCAAACUGCAAGCUCGUGAAUCAAAUUGAAUUUCUGAAGAAUCUUCACACAUUUCCUGCCAUAAAAAGACAAAAAUUCCUCCUUUUGUGUUCCACAGGAAAAAUUAAAGCAUACAGAUUUGGAACGACAUGACAUUGAGUAAAUAAUUUUCAUUUUUAGGAUGAACUCUCCCUUUAAAGCACAAGCACAGAUGCAAGUCUCCGUACUCGAGUGUAAAACGCUUCUUUUAACGCCUUUCUGUAGCCAAAACGUGCCUUAAAAAGUGUUCAAUGUGAUGGUAAGGUGUUGAAGACGUCAGGGUGGGUGGGGUUUCGGUAGUCGUGGGGCGUGUAGAGGUCAGAGGUCGUGGCGUACGUGAAGUGUGGUGUUAGACAUCAGUAAGUGCAGUAUUCAGAGGUGUGCUGUAGCCAGAAUUUGCCAAUAUAUUUGACCAUGCUGUAUGUAUAGAGCAAAAGCGCCGUUUUUAAUAUCUUUUGGGUGUUUGUGGUGAGUGUGUGCGUGUGCUUUUUAGGAGUUUUACUGCAUUGGGAAAAAUGCUUGAGCUGAAUAAAUGUGUGGAGGAGAAUGUCAAAACGUUCCCUCCGGACAGCUGCCAUUACGUUUGGUCUUUAUGCAAAACGAAUUAUUGAUUAGCACAGAUGUUUUUAUUAUUGUACCGACCCGAAAUUGUGUUUCAAUGGUGUGUAUGAAGAACAAACAAUCUGUACACGACCUUUUCUUACUGCUGUGCAGUUAAUAUUUUAUGUCCUAAAGAAAAUAUAUGCCUUUGUAUUAAAAUGCAAAUCUGUCUACACUGUUCUCCUGUGCGUUAUGCUCUGAGAAAACUUGUUUGUUGUUGUCGACAUCUUCUUUUUUUUUUUUUCUUCUUCUUUUUUUUUCCUUUCCCUUGUGAAUGUGCCGAGAGCAAAGUGUUGUGGGAUUGCAGAGGACUACGAGUGCUCUUUGUGGACUCUCGGAGGACUGAUUUUGUGUGUGUGAACUGUGCCGCCACAGGUCUGAUCCUUAUAUGAAUAAAUAUACACGUCCAUUUCUCAAGU
Onychostoma macrolepis is the source of this 10656-nucleotide messenger RNA. It is a transcript of the gene plxnb2b, whose product is annotated as plexin b2b. Gene Ontology annotation, biological process: regulation of cell migration; negative regulation of cell adhesion; positive regulation of axonogenesis. Lineage: Eukaryota; Metazoa; Chordata; Actinopteri; Cypriniformes; Cyprinidae. The record is from RefSeq and is a predicted model, not a curated record. Gene Ontology annotation, cellular component: semaphorin receptor complex. Gene Ontology annotation, molecular function: semaphorin receptor activity; protein binding.